This is a messenger RNA of Hermetia illucens (black soldier fly), 1841 nucleotides long. Its product is annotated as alkaline phosphatase-like. The record is from RefSeq and is a predicted model, not a curated record. Lineage: Eukaryota; Metazoa; Arthropoda; Insecta; Diptera; Stratiomyidae. Gene Ontology annotation, molecular function: alkaline phosphatase activity. Gene Ontology annotation, biological process: dephosphorylation. The coding region runs from base 146 to 1759 and encodes 537 amino acids. The transcript has 4 exons.
UCUGAAAAGUAAUGCCAUUUGGUCAAUUGAGCUGCGUGGGUUAGUGUUGUUCCCGAGUAAAUUCGCAAUUUUGUUUAAAGUGAUUUUCCCAUAGAAUUUAAUUCUGGGAGUGUUGAGUGAAACGGUGAUUGCGUUUUAAGUCAAAAUGGGGUACAUUUUGAAGAGGUUUCUCCUGGUUUUGGGAUGUUUUGUGCUGGCGUUGGGUCAUUCAAUCCGUGAAAAGAGGCAGAUUAGUAAAUUUGUCCCGAAGGAUCCAUACCAUCCACAACCCGCACUAAACGAAGCUGGAGAAGUUUUAGUUGAAAAUCGCUGGCAACAUGUGGAUGCCGAGGAAGAAAAUGCUGCUUUCUGGAAUUCUCUGGCGCAGGAUCGACUUCGGGAGCAAGUGUUCCGUAGACCGAAUCUGAACGUAGCCAAGAAUGUUAUAUUCUUCUUGGGUGACGGUAUGUCUAUUCCCACCUAUGCAGCUAGUCGAGCUUACAUGGGGCAGCAACAGAAAUUGAGAGGUGAAGAAUCCCAAUUGGCGUUUGAUAAGUUCCCUCACACCGGAUUAUCGAAGACAUAUUGCGUGGACCGUCAAGUAGCCGAUUCUGCUUGCUCGGCAACAGCUUAUCUAUGCGGAGUUAAAGCCAAUUAUGGUACAAUCGGAGUAACUGCAAAAGUUCGCUACAAUCAAUGUGGGAUACAGGCCGAUCCCGCCAAUCAGGUGGAUUCCCUUGCCGCUUGGGCUCAGAAAGCAGGAAAAUCAACUGGUAUUGUUACAACGGCUCGCGUUACCCACGCAAGUCCUUCUGGAGCCUAUGCCCACGUCGCCAAUCGUGAAUAUGAGUGCGAUGCUGAUGUAAGGACAUAUGGACACAAUCCCGCAAUUUGCCAAGAUAUUGCAAGUCAGUUAGUUAACAAUAGAACUGGUACAGAGUUCAAAGUGAUUCUUGGUGGUGGACGUACCAAGUUCCUGCCCAAUAGCAUGCAAGAUGAACAAGGCAACGCUGGCGAACGUGAAGACGGUGUGAAUCUGAUCGACGAAUGGAAACGAAAACAUAGUAAUGGAGUUUACGUGUACAAUCGAAAGGGCUUGCUGCAAACUGAUUACGAUAGGACUCAAUACCUUCUCGGUCUGUUCGAUCCAAGUCAUCUGCAAUACAAUUUGGAUAAGACAGCACAAACCGAUCAACCUAGCUUGGCUGAAAUGACCGAAGCUGCCAUUAAAAUGUUGCAGAAAGACCGAAAUGGAUACUUUGUUUUCAUUGAAGGUGGUCGUAUCGAUCAUGCUCAUCAUGAGACCAAAGCUAGAAAAGCCUUAGAUGAAACUGUUGAGUUCUCGAAAGCCAUCGACCGUGCAAUUCAGUUGACCAAUCGUGAAGAUACACUCAUCAUAGUCACCUCAGAUCACGCACAUUGUAUGUCCCUUGCCGGUUACUCCUUCCGUGGUACAGAUAUUUUGGGUGUGAAUAGUGAAAUCAGCCCAAUCGAUGGUUUGCCAUAUGCGACACUAACUUAUGCGAACGGUCCCGGGUAUCGUGCUGAGCAGAAUGGACGAUUGGACUUGAGAAGACAAGAUAUGACCAACAAGGAUUAUGAGUAUCCAAGCUUAGCUCCGUUGCCAGCUGAAACCCACGGUGGAGAUGAUGUUGGAAUUUUCGCUUUGGGUCCUCAAGCUCAUUUGGUCUCAGGUGUCAUGGAGCAGAAUGUUAUACCACAUAUUGUGGCUUAUGCAGCUUGUAUUGGAGACGGUUUUACAAUUUGUAAAAAGAACUGAGGAGACUCGUAUGAUGUUGUUUUGUAGAAUAAUAUGUUAAGUUAGGUAAUAAACUAUAUGAACUAAAUACGUUUUAAAAUGA